Molecule: messenger RNA, 1539 nt
Organism: Symbiodinium sp. CCMP2456
Lineage: Eukaryota; Dinophyceae; Suessiales; Symbiodiniaceae
Source: the annotation of a GenBank genome assembly
AUGAAACGCUUUCUUCCCACACUUUUGCUUUUGCAGCUAUUGCCUGGAUGGCUCGCGGCGGCCGAGAUCGACUUCGUCCGUGACGUUCGUCCGAUCCUGGAAAAGCACUGCUACGAGUGCCACGCCGGCGACGUUCGCAAGAGUGGGCUCCGCUUGGACAUCCGCAGCGAAGCGAUGAAAGGGGGCGAGCUUUACGGUGAAGCAAUCUUGCCCGGCGAACCUGGCGACAGUCCUUUGGUGCAGUUUAUUGCCGAUGAGAAUGCGGACCUCGUGAUGCCACCAGAUGGCGAACGUCCAACCGCCGCCGAAAUUGCCACGCUGACCCAAUGGGUCGAACAAGGCGCCAAUUGGCCUGACGGGGUCGAUCGCGUCAAACUGGAAGACCCGCGCGACCAUUGGUCGUUCCAGCCGGUCGCCGCUUCCGAUCCACCGCCAACGAAGAACACCACCUGGGCUCGCAGCGAGAUCGACCGUUUCAUUCUCGCUCGCCUGGAAGAAGCUGGGCUGCAGCCGUCGCCGGAAGCGGAUCGCCGCGAUUGGCUUCGCCGUGUCACGUACGAUUUGAUUGGUCUUCCCCCCACACCGCAGGAAGUGGAAGCCUUUCUGGCCGACGAUAGUGAUCAGGCCUACCAGCGUGUUGUCGAUCGCCUCCUCGCUUCUCCGCGCUAUGGCGAACGUUGGGCCCAGCAUUGGCUGGACGUGGCCCGUUAUGCCGACACGCAUGGUUUCGAGGUCAACACCGAACGUUCCAACGCGUGGCCCUAUCGCGACUACGUGAUCGAGUCGCUCAACGAAGACAAACCAUACGAUCAGUUCGUCCGCGAACAGUUGGCCGGCGACACGAUGGACGAGAUCCCUGCGACCGGAUUUUUAGUCACCGCGUCGGUACUUUUGCCAGGCCAAAUCGGUAAAGACGAAGCCUCCAAACGCCUGGCCCGGCAAGACUCGCUCGACGAGAUCGUCACGAACAUCGGCACGGUGUUUCUCGGCCUAACCGUCAAUUGUGCUCGCUGCCAUAACCACAAGUUCGAUCCGAUCUCGCAGCGUGACUAUUACGAGAUGCAAGCGUUCAUCUCUGGCGUCGAAUACAAAGACCGCAGCUACGAGAAGCCGCUUACCGCCGAACAAGAGCAACAACUCCUCGCGUGGAAACAACGCCACGCCGAGAUUGAUCAGCUGUUGGUACCGUUCGCUCCGUUGGCUGGUUCCAACACGAAGCGGUCCAUGGUGAACUCGUUUGAAAAUUGGGAUCGCUUCGAGCCGAUCCGCACCCAACAAGUUCGCUUCACCAUUUUGAAGACGAACAAGUACGAACCCUGUCUGGACGAGCUCGAAGUGUUCAACACGCAGGGCGAGAAUGUCGCCGCAGCCAAACGUGGCGGCAAACCAAGUUCCUCUGGCGAUAACGUCAACGUCAACCGGCACGAACUCCGUUUCGUGAACGAUGGCAACUACGGUAACUCGCGCAGCUGGAUGUCUAACGCCGUCGAAGGAGGUUGGGUCUCGAUCGAGUUCGCCCAACCGGAAGAGAUCGACCGU